This is a messenger RNA of Eremomyces bilateralis CBS 781.70, 3743 nucleotides long. RefSeq names its product cysteine proteinase. Gene Ontology annotation, biological process: mRNA processing; nuclear-transcribed mRNA poly(A) tail shortening. Lineage: Eukaryota; Fungi; Ascomycota; Dothideomycetes; Eremomycetales; Eremomycetaceae. Gene Ontology annotation, cellular component: P-body; PAN complex. The transcript is spliced from 6 exons. Bases 269 to 3646 code for a protein of 1125 amino acids. Gene Ontology annotation, molecular function: protein binding; nucleic acid binding; poly(A)-specific ribonuclease activity. The record is from RefSeq and is a predicted model, not a curated record.
UGAUAGCUUCAAGCUGUGGAGUGGAAGGUUCAGCCCGCUCUCCCGCCGAAUCCCAUAUCACCCUCCACGAAUAUCAAGCCUCCUUCAACGGGUCUGUCCUACUUUCCAUAGAGAUAUAGCAGGACAGAAUCCUGCAAGUUAUACUGGCCCACCCCACAGGUUCCACGCCGCCGGUUAAAGUCUGAGGAUACCCUCUCUGGCUAUAGGUAUUCCAAUCCUAAAGCACCAUGCGAUUGAUACCAUAACAUCUCUAUACUGUUCGGAGAAGAUGGAGGCCGAUGCGGAUGAGGUUGCUCUUAUAGCUCUUCCUUCCCCAUCCAGACUCGGCAAUGUUGCUUCACCUGUCAGCACUGUUACUUUCGACACAUCGCAAGAGCUACUCUGGGCCGGAAACGAAUUUGGCCGUGUAACAUCCUUCUAUGGCUCCGAACUCCAGCGAUAUACCUCUUUCAGAGCUCAUGCGCCCCCCGAACCCGCUGUCAAGCAGAUCCUCAUAAACGACAAGGGAGUCCUAUCGAUAUCGAAGAAGAGCAUACACUUCUCGACCAGACGGGGGCUGACGCUAUGGCAUUUGAAAGACGAGGCCUUCGUGGACCUCCGAUGCAUGAGCUUUACCACCAAAGGCACGAGCGAAGUGUUAGCCGGGGGGUGCCAAGACACCAUGUUCAGGAUAGAUACUGAGAAGGGCACAAUUACCCAGAAGAUUUCCGCUGAAGGCCGUUAUACGAUCAUGAAGCGCGGUGGCCAAUAUAUCUGUGCUGCGACCGAAAGCGGUACCGUUCAUCUCCUCGAUUCCACCCAGUUCCGAGUGGUCAAGACGUGGCAAGCCCAUGUUGGUUGGAUCAACGACAUGGAUGCGAAAGCAGAUUUCCUCGUAACUUGUGGUUACUCGCCGAGACAGCAACAUGGCUACCUUCUUGAUCCUCUUGCGAAUGUUUUCGAUCUCAAGACGUUAAUGCCACUACCACCAAUCCCAUUCCAACCCGGAGCAGCCUUCGUGCGUAUGCAUCCGCGUAUGUCCACGACUAGCAUUGUAGCAUCACAGAGUGGGCAAUUGCAAGUUGUGGACAUCAUGAACCCGAAUACUGUGAACCUUCGACAGGUCAACUUGUACGAUUCCUAUCUACUGGCAUUGGAGAUGGCACCGUCAGGCGAAGCGUUGGCAUUGAUAGAUUCCGCGAGCGCCAUUCAUUUAUGGGGUUCGCCAGCCAAGAUCCAUUUCGCAGAACUGAGCAACCCCACCGAAUUUGCGGACCAGAGUAUGCCUCUCCCGCAUCUGGAUUGGUCUCCGGACAGUCCGUUGAACACGAUAGGCAUGCCUUAUUACAGGGAGCCACUGUUGUCUUCGUGGCCAUCCCACAUGACCUUCGAAGUCGGCGCGCCGCCUCCUAAGCUUGACCCCGAUGUCGUUGCAAAUUUGAAACGUGCAGAACUUGGAGGUUACGCACCAAAUCCAAGAAAGACGAGGCGAAAUCAAGUCGAGAAUACUCGGCUCGCGGAACAGACCACGACUUCUUUAGCGGCGCCAAAAUUCCUGAGCGAGAAGGCACGGGAAGCAAUCGCGUUGGGUGAGGAUAUCAAGAAGACCGAAGAUGCACUGGAGUUGUUGCAUGAUUUAUCUUUUGACAAAUCUGGGGGCACCGAGAUUCCUGUGAUAUAUAAGAGCGUGGAAAUCAAGUACUCCAAGUUCGGCGUGGACGACUUUGAUUUCGAAUUCUUCAACAAGACCAAAUACUCUGGUCUAGAGAUCCACAUUGCUAACUCGUACGCCAAUGCUCUGUUGCAGCUAUACAAGUUCACGCCUAUCCUGCGAAACAUGGCAUUGCAGCAUACUGCGACCUCCUGUCUCUACGAAAACUGCUUAUUGUGCGAGUUGGGCUUUCUGAUCGACAUGCUCGAAAAAGCAGCCGGACAGAACUGUCAAGCAACGAACUUUCUAAAAACCUUCAGUAGCUUAUCCAGCGCGUCAUCACUAAGUCUCCUCGAGGAGCAAAAUAAUGGCGCUACCACAGCGUCAAUGGUUCAAUCGCUGAACCGGUUUUUGCUGGAUAAGCUUGCGUCGGACUUCCGACAGCACUCCAACGCCCCUCACAUGGACAGCGCGCUCGUCACCGCGGCAAUGGCUCGGAUCCGCUGCGCAGCUUGUAACAAUGAGGUGACUCGACCAGGGGCAACCUAUGUGCAUGAACUCAUCUACCCAACCAAAGCAGCUCCGAAAGCCAAUCCACGUGCUCCGGUUCCCAGGCCGACAUUCUCACAGAUCCUAAAAGCCAGUGUUGAGCGCCAAGACCACUCGCGGGGAUGGUGCAACGAGUGCAAGAGAUAUCAGCAGUUGUCGACACGAAAAGCCAUCCAAAGCGUGCCGGCGGUCAUGAUGAUCAACACUGCUAUUCGAAGCGCGGAUGCAAAACAAAUGUGGAGCACGCCGAAUUGGCUGCCCCAAGAGAUUGGAGUCAUCGUGGAUCAAGGGCAAUUUUUCUGCUACGAGGGGGGAGAUCUGAAUUUCCAUCUAGGCCGGAAGAUGUUCAAUAUCACUGUGUAUGAGCUAGUGGGUGUUGUGACGGAGAUCAAUACCGGAGAGCACCAGAAGCCGCAUCUGGUCUCUUUGGUCAACGUUGCUCCCUCAUCAAGAGAUGCAAACGAGCAAUCGGAGUGGCAUUUGUUCAAUGACUUCCUAGUCAAAGGCAUGCCGAGAGAAGAAGCGCUCCGGUUUGACUCGAACUGGAAACUACCCUGCGUAGUGACAUACCAGGUCAAGUCCGCCAGCCACAAGAUCGAUGACGCAUGGAAACAGAAACUCGAUUUGUCAUUGCUUUUCAAGCGAUGGUCACCACGCCAGGACGACGAUCCGAACAAAUUCCGGUUAUUGUCACCGGAGUCCGAAUCGCCCUUCCCAGGGAUGCCCGUGGCCAUAGACGCCGAGUUCGUUCGUGUCCAGGACGAGGAGUUCUCGGUGAAAGCAGGCGGGAUUCGUGAGACCAUUCGCCCUGCGCGGCUCGCUUUGGGCCGAGUAUCUGUCCUUCGAGGCUACGGCGAACAUGAAGGACUACCCUUUGUGGAUGAUUACAUUGCCGUGGCUGAACCGGUUACGGAUUACCUUACCGCGUAUUCAGGACUCUCGCCAGAAGAUCUGGAUCCGAAGACCUCGCGACAUGUGCUGGUUAGCCUCAAGGUGGCCUACAAGAAGAUAUGGCUCCUGCUCAACAUGGGCUGCAUAUUUGUGGGGCACGGACUCCCCAAGGACUUCCGCACCAUCAACAUCCAUGUCCCCAAAGCCCAAGUCGUUGACACGGUCGAUAUCUUCUUCCUGAAACAUUGGGGCGGGCGCAAGCUUGGGCUUCGAUUCCUGGCCUGGCUGCUCCUGAAAGAAGACAUCCAAACCGGCAUGCAUGACAGCGUGGAGGACUCCCUGACGGCGUUGAAUCUGUGGAAGAAAUAUCAGGAGUAUGUCGAAGCUGGCACGUGGGAGAAUCGGCUGGAGUGGAUCUACCAGCGAGGAAGAGAGCUGGGUUGGAAAGCGCCGGGGGUUUAUUCGGGCAAAAGUCUGGGGGAUACCCCCGGCCCCAGUGGUGGACAGACACCGGUGAAGAAGCCGACGCCGUUUGGGUUGAAUGACCUUGGGUUUGGAAGCCCGAAGAGAAGCUGAAUUAUUUUAUGUGCCUAUGGGGUGGUGGACUUGUUGAAUUAAAAGAAUUGACGACUGAAGAGAUAGUUCAUUAAUUAAUGGCUUUUGAUAUCAUGAA